AUGUCUGAGGCACCGUUGCCAUCUAGAAGACAUCAACGAUCUAACUCAUAUGACCGUGCAGUAUCCGGCAUGCAAUCAGGAAGCACAAUGCAGAAUUCAGCAACUGCAUCAGCUCGAACAGAACAAGAUAAUAUUUAUUUAAUCAAAUGGAUUGAUUUCAAUCAUGAGCGACUGCCUAUUCUUUUGCAAAAUGUUAAUGGCCCGUGUCCGUUACUUGCUAUUGUUAAUAUUCUUCUGCUCAGAAAACGAAUUCUUCUCCAUCCAACUGCGACCACAAUCGGAACAGAACGAGUUGUAGCAUUGCUUGCGGGAUACCUACUCCAAAUCGAUUCUACCAAACUACCAAAUAGAGAACAAGCGAAUUACGAACAAAAUAUUGAAGACACACUUGCUGUACUUCCUCAAUUUCUAACAGGAUUGGAUAUUAAUUUGAAAUUCAACGGUGUCGAUCAAUUUGAAUACACUCGAGAAUGUAUUAUAUUCGACUUACUUGGCAUUCAACUCUACCACGGAUGGAUUAUUGACCCACAGAAUAAGCAGUUGCAAGCGUUGAGAUUUUCAAGUUAUAAUCAACUAGUAGAGAAAAUGCUUCGACAAAAGCAUUCGGAUAACGAAAAUCUUUCUCGUGAAAGUUUGUUAAUCGAACAAUUUCUAGAAGAGGAUCGUUCACAGCUGACAUGCUACGGUAUUCUGAAAUUGAAUGAAACCAUGCAAGACAAUCAAUUAGCUGUCUUAUUUCGCAAUAAUCACUUCAAUGUAAUAUGGAAAAAUCAACAGCGACUACUUCUUCUUGUAUCUGAUCAAGGCUAUCUAAAUCAUCCAUCCAUUGUUUUCGAAACGUUGACUGAUACUGACAAUAACAGUGCAUUCACUGAUGGGUACGGACGAGCUUGGCAAAGGUCGACACCAACUAAUACCAGUCGCGAUCGAGAGCUAGCCAUCGCUAUUCAUAACGAUGAGCGUCAACGAUAUUAUCAAGAACAGCAAAGACAAGGAUAUUAUCGUGAGUCAAAUGUGAGGAAAUCAAAGAAAAAACAUCGUCAGCGUUCGUUGAAUGGCAACGAUUAUGGAGGUGAUUGUAUUUUAUUAUAA
Molecule: messenger RNA, 1092 nt
Organism: Adineta ricciae
Lineage: Eukaryota; Metazoa; Rotifera; Eurotatoria; Adinetida; Adinetidae
Source: the annotation of a GenBank genome assembly